Messenger RNA from Anisakis simplex (herring worm), 243 nucleotides. Lineage: Eukaryota; Metazoa; Nematoda; Chromadorea; Rhabditida; Anisakidae. The record is from the annotation of a GenBank genome assembly.
AUGCCAAAUGAUAAAAGCGAUCAUGCGAAACGAGAUGUUCUGUUUCUUUUGGACACGUCGGCAAGCAUUGGUGAGGGUCAGUUCGAUAGAGCCAUCGAACUGAUUCGUGGUACCGUGAAAGGCUUCAGAAAUAUUGGUCCGGAUGGAACUCAGGUGAAUCGUGUGAUUCAAUACGUUAUGUGUGCGCUCAGAAUGAAGUUUUUGUUGCUGGCCUUUUCUACGAGCAUAAACGAAUGUGGAUGA